Messenger RNA from Blepharisma stoltei, 465 nucleotides. Lineage: Eukaryota; Ciliophora; Heterotrichea; Heterotrichida; Blepharismidae. The record is from the annotation of a GenBank genome assembly.
AUGUUGCAUCUCUCCAGAGUAGCUCGUAGAUUCUUCGCAGAAGUCGUCAAAACUGAUUAUAUGGUCGUCAAAAUGUAUACCCCUACAGCCAGCCUCUUCAAUGGUGCUACUGAUAUCGAAUCAAUCUACUUUGAAACAUUAGAUGGUGGGAAAGGAGUCAUGAAUGCUCAACACAUGACAUAUCAGACCACCCUUCUCCCUGGACUUAUUGAAGUUCACUUCAAAGCUGGCCAAAGCAAGAAAAUAGUCCAUGUUGGUGGCAUCCUUCAGAAAAAUACCGACAAUUCGGUUGAUAUUGCCCUAUUUGAAGCUUUUGAAAAAGGAGACUUGGAUUGGGAUGCUUUAAAGAAGAGUGAUGUUUUUGCUAAUGAGCCAAUAGGAGAAACAGGAGCAGAUGUUGAUUUUUUGAAAAAAGUUGGCCUUCAGCUUAGAGAUGAAGUCUCAAAUGCAGCAGCUAAUCUUUAA